UUCCUUUAUAUUAUUGAUAAAUUUCCACAGAGAUUGUAAAAUGUUCUCUUUGUAGGUUUCUUUUAACGAAUAAUGCAAUCAAGUGCAAAAUUUUAAAAAUUAAUGGAAACAUUGGCAUGCAUUCUAAUAAAUUUCGAGUAAUAAAUAAAUUAAAAAACUGUGCUAACGAAUGGGUACAGAUAAAAUCAAACUCUAAACAUCAACCAAAUCAGAGACUAAAAAAUGUCAGGGUCUAUACAACACAAAUCACAAAUGGAUUUAAGACUUUUAAGCCAAUUAAAAUGGUCUUUGAUAAAUCUUUGAUAUUGCAUCGCUACAAAUCUAGUAAUCAGAAUGAUGUAACAAGGGAGCUACUUCAAAUCAAGAUAUAUCUUUCCAUGUUGAAGGAUCCCCAUUUAAAAUAUCAAUAUUUGCUGAGUCUAAGUAAUCGUGAUGAGGAUCUAUAUAAUCGUUAUGUGAGGCAAAAUGUUCCUGAACUUUUGAGCAUUAUACGUGCAAUCAGUGAAAAUGGAAACGCUUCGAAUCAUCGUCCCUUGGGUCUAAAGAAAUUAAAUAAGGUUAGUCAAAUGAAUUUGUCACCCACAGCAGAUAGUCCCCUUAAUGUUGUGGGAUCAUCAUCAUUAUCUUGGGAUGGUCAAAAAUUUACGGGAUCUAUUCAAUUUACGGACUCUAAAUACGAUCAAUGGCAUGUGGGGAUAAUGAAAAAACAUAGCAAAAAAUUUAAAAAUCCAACUAAAGAACAAUGUGAGAAACGUGAAAAGGAAAGAAUGGAACUUCGCAAAUGCGUUAGUAGUUUUCAGGAUGUGAUUGAUCAUGUGAGACCGUAUCGCAGGCCAUAUCACCGGGACAAGGGAUUGGCCGUCUUUACCAGCGGAGGUGAUUCUCAAGGCAUGAAUGCCGCCGUACGAGCCUGCGUGCGUAUGGCCAUCUAUUUGGGAUGCAAGGUUUAUUUCAUUCGCGAGGGCUACCAGGGCAUGGUUGAUGGCGGUGAUUGCAUUCAGGAGGCAUCCUGGGCAUCAGUGUCCUCGAUCAUUCAUCGCGGUGGCACAAUCAUUGGUUCGGCCCGUUGUCAAGAUUUCCGUGAACGUGCCGGCCGCUUGAAGGCAGCCAAUAAUCUGAUUCAACGUGGUAUUACCAAUUUGGUGGUCAUCGGUGGUGAUGGUUCCCUCACUGGUGCCAAUUUGUUCCGUCAGGAGUGGUCCAGUCUGCUGGAGGAGCUCGUCAAGAAUAGUACCAUUACUCCCGAGCAGCAGGAGAAGUUCAAUGUGUUGCAUAUUGUUGGUUUGGUUGGCUCCAUUGACAACGAUUUCUGUGGCACGGACAUGACCAUUGGCACGGAUACGGCUCUGCAUCGUAUCAUCGAGGCCAUUGAUGCCAUUUCGAGUACGGCGUAUUCACAUCAACGUACAUUCAUUAUGGAGGUUAUGGGUCGUCAUUGUGGUUAUUUAGCACUUGUGGGUGGCCUGGCUGGCGAAGCUGAUUUUAUAUUCAUACCCGAAAUGCCACCAAAAGUUGAUUGGCCAGAUAGGCUAUGCAAUCAAUUAGCUCAGGAACGUAAAGCUGGUCAACGUUUGAAUAUUGUGAUUGUGGCCGAGGGUGCCAUGGAUCGUGAGGGUAAUCCCAUUACUGCCGAGGAUGUGAAGAAGGUCAUCGAUGACCGUCUGCAUCAUGAUGCCCGUGUCACUGUCUUGGGUCAUGUGCAACGUGGUGGCAAUCCCAGCGCCUUUGAUCGUAUUUUGGCCUGUCGUAUGGGUGCCGAAGCCACUUUGGCUUUGAUGGAGGCCACCAAGGAUUCGGUGCCAGUUGUUAUCUCAUUGGAUGGCAAUCAGGCGGUGCGUGUCCCCUUGAUGGAGUGUGUUGAACGCACUCAGGCCGUGGCCAAGGCCAUGAAAGAGCGCCGCUGGGCGGAUGCUGUUAAAUUGCGUGGCCGUUCAUUUGAAAGGAAUCUGGAGACAUACAAAAUGUUGACACGCUUGAAGCCACCCAAGGAGUGCUUCGAUGCCGAUGGCAAGGGCAUUGAAGGCUAUAGGCUAGCCGUGAUGCAUAUUGGUGCCCCAGCUUGUGGCAUGAAUGCAGCUGUCAGGAGUUUUGUACGCAAUGCCAUUUAUCGUGGUGAUGUUGUCUAUGGUGUUAGCGAUGGUGUCGAAGGUUUGAUUGCUGGAAAUGUUAGAGAAUUGGGAUGGUCCGAUGUGUCCGGUUGGGUUGGCCAGGGUGGCGCCUUUUUGGGCACCAAACGUACCCUGCCCGAGGGCAAAUUCAAGGAAAUUGCCGCACGCCUUAAGGAGUUCAAAAUCCAGGGUCUUCUCAUUAUUGGCGGCUUUGAGAGUUAUCAUGCCGCUGGACAGAUAUCCGAUCAGCGUGAUAAUUAUCCCGAAUUCUGUAUUCCCAUUGUUGUGGUUCCCUCAACCAUUUCGAAUAAUGUGCCUGGCACUGAAUUCUCCUUGGGUUGCGAUACCGGCUUGAACGAGAUCACCGAGAUUUGUGAUCGUAUUCGUCAAUCGGCCCAGGGUACCAAGCGUCGUGUCUUUGUCAUUGAGACAAUGGGUGGCUAUUGCGGCUAUUUGGCCACUUUGGCUGGCCUGGCUGGUGGCGCUGAUGCUGCUUACAUUUUUGAAGAGAAAUUCUCCAUUAAGGAUCUGCAACAGGAUGUCUAUCACAUGGCCUCCAAGAUGGCUGAGGGUGUCUCGCGUGGUUUGAUCCUGCGCAAUGAGAAGGCCAGCGAGAAUUAUACAACAGAUUUCAUCUAUCGUCUGUAUUCGGAAGAGGGCAAAGGUCUCUUCACCUGCCGCAUGAACAUUUUGGGCCAUAUGCAACAGGGCGGCUCACCCACUCCCUUCGAUCGUAAUAUGGGCACUAAGAUGGCCGCCAAAUGCGUGGACUGGUUGGCCACUCAAAUCAAGGCCAAUAUCGAUGCCAAUGGUGUGGUCAAUUGCAAGUCACCCGAAACAGCCACCUUGCUGGGCAUUGUAUCCCGCCAAUAUCGUUUUAGCCCACUGGUGGAUCUCAUUGCCGAGACAAACUUUGAUCAACGCAUCCCCAAAAAGCAAUGGUGGUUGCGUCUCCGCCCUCUUCUUAGAAUUCUGGCCAAGCACGAUUCGGCCUAUGAGGAGGAAGGCAUGUACAUCACCGUGGAGGAGGAAUGCGCCACUGAUGCUGUAGCCUAAGCAUGAAUUCCGCAGCACCAUUCAGAGAUAUAGUACAGAGAUAUUACCUACCCCCCUACUACUAUAUAUAAUGCCCAGGCACAUCAUCAUCAAUUAGUCGUCAUCCUCUUAUCCUUCUUAAAGAUCAAUCUCAAAAUGUUUGUUUGACGAUGACACCAACUAUCAAACAACUAUCCACCCCAGUUAGAAAUGAAUUUGUAUUCAAUUAAUGCGUUUUUCUUUUCCUUUUCUAUAAUAUGUUUAUUUAUAAAAUACAUUUUCAAGAACCCCCUGAAAAAACAAAAAAAUAUGAAACGAAUAACCAUGUCAUCAUUUAAGAGUCUUAAGUAUUUCCAUACAUAUUUAUUUUUAGUUUACAAUGAAAAUAUUUUUGCAAUAUUUUAUUUCUUUCAUGUUAUCAUACAAGUAAAUUGUUGUUGCUAUAUAGUUAAACAUAUAUAUAAAAAUAUCUAUCCUAAAUUAUAUUGAAUGUUACAAAAAUCAAAUAUAGACAGAUGGAAUAGGCAAA
Molecule: messenger RNA, 3672 nt
Organism: Drosophila willistoni
Lineage: Eukaryota; Metazoa; Arthropoda; Insecta; Diptera; Drosophilidae
Gene: Pfk
Product: ATP-dependent 6-phosphofructokinase
Exons: 12
Coding region: 117-3164 (1015 amino acids)
Biological process (GO): canonical glycolysis; fructose 1,6-bisphosphate metabolic process; fructose 6-phosphate metabolic process
Cellular component (GO): 6-phosphofructokinase complex; cytoplasm
Molecular function (GO): 6-phosphofructokinase activity; identical protein binding; AMP binding
Source: RefSeq, a predicted model, not a curated record